AUGAUUCGAUCAAGUACUACUAUUCGUGAAACACCUUCUCCAGAGGUCAAAGCAUUGAUUGAUACGGAUUUUCAAGGCACUAUCACAAUGAAGUGGGAAACGGAAGUUAGUAAACAAGCUCUUACACCUAUUUGCAGUACCAUCAUUAACAGAAUUUUGAAAGAACGGGUAAGAAAGUUUACUGCUAUUAGCAAUGAGGAAGCGGAAUCAUUGUUGCCACUUUUUUCCAUUUCAAAGGCUGGCGAUGUUAUUAAUCUCACCAUGUCAAACAUUCAAGAAGUUGUGGUUAAUCAGAAAAUGACGGAAAAGUUGCAAACUGCCAACAACAAGGCACCGAAAGGGACAGGUUACAAACUGCCAGUACACAGCAAGCAUUAG
This is a messenger RNA of Naegleria lovaniensis, 378 nucleotides long. RefSeq lists its product as uncharacterized. The coding region runs from base 1 to 378 and encodes 125 amino acids. NCBI's taxonomy places the organism in Eukaryota, Heterolobosea, Eutetramitea, Acrasida, Naegleriidae. The record is from RefSeq and is a predicted model, not a curated record. The transcript has a single exon.